AUGAUCGAGAUGACCGACCUGUACCAGAAGAUAACUUCACUGGAAAGCCAACACAAACGGUCACAGCUGAACGGAGUCUACGGGGAACUGAUGGAACACAGGAGGAAACUUAAAGACCUCAUCACACGAAAACACCUUCGCAAUCUACAACGUACAAAAGGGUUCUACUAUGCCCACGCUAAUAAGGGGGGGAGAUACCUGGCUAGGCUACUAAAGGGCCCCAUGCCCCACAGGCAAAUAUGACAACUACGACUGGCCUCAGGCGAGGUGACCCCCUUCCCACAGAAGAUAGCUGAUGAGUUUCGGACCUUUUACCAAAACCUUUACAAUCUACAUCCUCCCCCUCGGACGACACGCAAAGAAAGCCACAAUGCGCGAAUAACAGACUACUUGUCCAACACGAUCACCAACACGAUCGACCAGGACUCGGCGUCCAUGCUCGACGCACCGAUCAGCAUGGAGGAGCAAGCGGCAGCCCUCAAAGUAUCCAAAUCGGGCAAGGCCCCGGGCCCAGACGGUUUCUCCAAUCUUUUGCUGCCAUGGCUGACCAAAGCGAUUAAUGCGGUGG
Pelobates cultripes (western spadefoot toad) is the source of this 568-nucleotide messenger RNA. The record is from the annotation of a GenBank genome assembly. NCBI's taxonomy places the organism in Eukaryota, Metazoa, Chordata, Amphibia, Anura, Pelobatidae.